Molecule: messenger RNA, 1837 nt
Organism: Drosophila pseudoobscura
Lineage: Eukaryota; Metazoa; Arthropoda; Insecta; Diptera; Drosophilidae
Product: skin secretory protein xP2
Exons: 2
Coding region: 99-1658 (519 amino acids)
Biological process (GO): positive regulation of transcription by RNA polymerase II
Cellular component (GO): RNA polymerase II transcription regulator complex
Molecular function (GO): transcription coactivator activity
Source: RefSeq, a predicted model, not a curated record
UUUGUAACUAUAAAUACUCGAUGGUGCUCUGAGAUGGGCAUCAGUUUAUCGGUCUCGUUCGUUUGGUGUAUCUCGUGCCUUUGUGACCCUAAGUGAAGAUGAAACCCUUUGCCUUUAUCGUUCUGGCUGCCUGCAGUCUGGCCCUCGUUCAGGCCCGUCCGGAUGUGAGUCAUCUGCUGAAAUCGAACCGGAACUACCUUCCACCACUGCCGCAGAAGGAGAUCUCGGCCAGCCAGAGCUACCAGCAGAUCGCCCAGCCCCAGCCCCAGUACCAAAAUCAGGUCCAGGCACAGACCCAGUCCCAGUCCCAAUCAUUCCCCCAGGUGGAGUCCAUUCAGGCAUCCAUCCCAUUGGCUAGCUUCUCUAUCCAGUCUGGCGGACAAUACCAGUCUACCGCUCCAGCUCCAGCUCCAGUUCAAGUCUCGAUCCCAGCCCCUGCUCCAGCUCAGAUCUCGAUUCCCGCUCUGGCUCCCGUUCAAGUGCAGGCCUCUGCCCCAGCUCCCCAAGUGAUCUAUGAGGCACCCAAGCCGAUUGCUGCCACCCAAACCACGGUGCACAACGCCUAUCUGCCCCCAGCGGCACCUGUCCAGCAGUUCGUGCCCGCUCCCGAGCCAGUUGUGCAAACGACGGUGCAGCAAAUCGCUGCUCCCGCUCCGGUGGUUCAACAGUCUUACUCCGCUCCCGCUCCAGUGAUUCAACAGACCUACACUGCUCCUGCCCCAGUGGUUCAGGAACAGACGUACAGCGCACCAGCCCCCGUGGUUCAACAAACCUACUCUGCUCCCGCACCUGUGGUUCAAGAACAGACCUCUUCAUAUCCCGCUCCCGCUCCUAUUGUGCAACAGACCUAUACUGCCCCAGCUCCAGUUGUCCAACAGACCUAUACAGCUCCUGCCCCGGUGGUUCAGGAGCAGACAUACACCGCUCCAGCACCAGUUGUACAACAGACUUACUCUGCUCCAGCACCAGUCGUUCAACAGACCUACUCUGCUCCUGCUCCUGUGGUCCAGGAACAAACAUACGAGGCUCCAGCCCCAGUAGUUCAGCAGACCUACUCUGCUCCUGCUCCUGUGGUCCAAGAACAGACGUACAGCGCACCCGCUCCCGUGGUCCAACAGACAUACACUGCUCCCGCUCCUAUAGUGCAGCAGACCUACUCUGCUCCUGCACCUGUGGUGCAGCAGACCUACUCUGCUCCUGCUCCUGUGGUCCAGGAACAACAGUACACUGCUCCUGCUCCUGCUCCCGUUGUUCAGCAAACUUAUACUGCACCGAUCUCGAUUUCUGAACCAGUUCAGCAGACCGUUAGCAUCAGUGCUCCAGCCCAGCCUCAGCAGCAAUACAGUGGCUACAGCUACCAGGCUCCAAUCCAGCAGAAAACCACUACUUACUCGGCUCCAGCUCCGGUUCAGUUCCAGCAAUCGUUUGUGCCCGCACCUCCAGUACCAGCACCAGCACCCAUCCAGAUUCAGGCCCAGCCCCAGCCCCAGCCAAUCGUUCAGUAUACGCCACAGGUGCCGACGUACAACAGCUACACUCCAUCCGCACCAUCACCCAUCGUCCAACAGACGGCAUCUGUGGUGACGACCUCCACGGCCACGAAUGAGAUCGGCACCGACUACGCUGCCAAUGGCGGCUACGUCUACGAGAAGCAUUGAGAUGCUUGUGAAAGGACCCCAGCAGAUGUCCGAACUCGCAUCGAGUUGUGGAUCGUUAGGCGAACGUUAAUUGCUGAUCGUUUCAUCAGAACUUAUUGUUACUUAGUCAAUUUCUAGCACCAAUUAGUUUUAUUAUAUAGAAUUUAUACAAUUCUUUUUUUUACAACCUGUUUUCCAAU